This is a messenger RNA of Penicillium pulvis, 1947 nucleotides long. RefSeq names its product methionine--tRNA ligase MES1. The record is from RefSeq and is a predicted model, not a curated record. Gene Ontology annotation, molecular function: ATP binding; methionine-tRNA ligase activity. NCBI's taxonomy places the organism in Eukaryota, Fungi, Ascomycota, Eurotiomycetes, Eurotiales, Aspergillaceae. The transcript has 2 exons. Gene Ontology annotation, cellular component: cytosol; aminoacyl-tRNA synthetase multienzyme complex. Gene Ontology annotation, biological process: methionyl-tRNA aminoacylation. The coding region runs from base 1 to 1947 and encodes 648 amino acids.
AUGGCGGCUUCAAACCCAAUUUUGCCCAAGAAGGGCGAGCGCAAUAUCCUCAUUACUAGCGCAUUGCCAUACGUUAACAAUGUGCCUCAUCUGGGCAACGUUGUCGGCUCUGUGUUGAGUGCUGAUGCUUUUUCGAGAUACCACAAGGCUUGCGGUCGUCAAACACUUUACAUCUGCGGAACGGACGAGUAUGGUACAGCAACAGAGACCAAGGCGCUGGAAGAGAAGGUGACUCCCGAGGAGCUGUGCGCCAAGUACAAUAAGAUUCAUCAGGAAGUGUACGAAUGGUUCAACAUUGGAUUCGACCACUUCGGCCGCACCCCGACCCAGCAGCACACCGAGAUCUCCCAGGCGAUUUUUAAGCGACUUGAGGAGAACGGUUUCUUGGCUGAGCGGACUGCCGAACAGCCAUUCUGUGAGCAACACGGCUCGUUCCUGGCGGAUCGAUAUGUCGAGGGCGAGUGCCCCCGGUGCCACUAUGAUGAUGCGCGUGGAGAUCAGUGUGAUAAGUGCGGUCACCUCCUCGAUCCUUUUGACCUUAUCAAGCCUCGGUGUAAGCUUGAUGGAGCCACCCCGGUGCGCCGCGAGACAAAACAUAUCCACCUGCUGCUUGACAAGCUCCAGCCGGAGGUUGAGAAGUGGGCGAACGAGUCAAUUGAAAAGGGUCAGUGGCCUAAGAACUCACGGAUCAUCACCGAGUCGUGGUUGAAGGAGGGCUUGAAGGACCGCGGUAUCACUCGCGACCUGAAGUGGGGUGUCCCCGUCCCGCUAGAGGGAUUCGAGAACAAGGUGCUGUACGUUUGGUUCGAGGCUUGCAUUGGAUACCCCUCUAUCACUGCCAACUACACCAAGGACUGGGAGCUUUGGUGGCGCAACCCGGAGGAUGUGCAGCUGUACCAGUUCCUGGGUAAGGACAACGUGCCUUUCCACAGUGUCAUCUUCCCUGCUACUCAGAUCGGUACUCGGGACACCUGGACUAUGAACCACCACUUGAGCGCCACUGAGUACCUGCAAUACGAGGGCGGUAAGUUCAGCAAGUCUCGAGGAGUCGGUGUUUUCGGAACCAACGCCAGAGAGACCGGUGUGCCCGCAGAUGUGUGGCGUUACUACUUGCUUAAGAACCGCCCUGAAACCGGAGACACUUUCUUCGAGUGGCGGUCAUUUGUUGAUGCCAACAACAGCGAGCUGCUGGCCAAGCUUGGUAACCUCGUUAACCGAGUCAUCAAACUCGUUGCGGCCUCUUACGGAUCCGUUGUCCCUGAGUUCACCAUCCCCGAGGACUUCGCUCCUUUCCAGGAGGAGGUUACUACUCACCUGCGCCAGUACAUUGAGGACAUGGAGAGUGUUCACCUCCGUGCCGGUGUGACCACUGCUAUGCGCAUCGCUGAGGCUGGUAACGGUCUGAUCCAGGCCAAUCGUCUUGAUAACGCCCUGAUUGCCAACGAGCCCGAGCGUGCCGCGGCCGUUGUCGGAGCUGUCUUGAACUUGAUCCACCUGCUCUCCGCGGUCUUCUCCCCGUACAUGCCCGCUACCUCCAAGUCGAUCCUGGAGCAGCUGAACUCCCCGGUCCUGUUGAUCCCUACCAUCGAGGAGCUCAAGGAUGGAUGGAAGCCCAGCAGCAUCAAGGCUGGCCACAAGAUUGGCAAGGCUCAGUACCUGUUCUCUCGUAUUGAUCCCAAGAAGGCCGAUGAGUGGCGCGAGGCUUUCGGUGGCUCCCAAGCUGACCGAGCCAAGAAGGCCGAGGAGGCUGCUAAGGCCGCUGCCAAGAAGGCUGCUGCAAAGGCGAAGAAGCUGGCGAAGAAGGAGCAGAGCAAGGCUGCUACUGGUGUGGAGGCUACUGCCAAGGGUGGUGCAGAGGGCGUUAGCGUGACAGCUUCCAGUUCUCAAGAUGAGGCUGUGCAGAAGGUCACCGACGGUGUCGCACAGGUUACCCUUCCCUCCUCGUGA